Durusdinium trenchii is the source of this 2262-nucleotide messenger RNA. Lineage: Eukaryota; Dinophyceae; Suessiales; Symbiodiniaceae. The record is from the annotation of a GenBank genome assembly.
AUGGGAUUCCGUUUGAAAGGAGCUGUGCCAGCUGCGCUUGGGUUCUUGGGCGCUCAAGCUACCCCCAACUGGCACGGAUGCGUUGACCAUAAGGCUGCAAGCCUUCCAUACUGUGACACCACUCUUUCGGUGGAAAAGCGAUUGGAUGAUCUCAUGUCUCGCCUCAGCCUGGAAGAGAAGAUCCAACAAAUCACCCCUGAUGCUUCGCUCGGAGGCACCUGCACAACCUUCACUACGGGAAAGGCAGAGAUUGGUUUGCCCCCGUGGCUGUGGUUGGUUGAAACAAAUACAGGUGUUGAUGCCGCCUGCCCAGCGGAGAACCAUUGCGUCACCAAUUUCAUGGGACCCAUGGGGAUGGCCGCGUCCUUCAAUCGCACAUCGUGGCACCUCAAAGGAUAUGUGAUGGGAACCGAGCAGCGGGCAUUGUCGAAUAUCGGAGCCUCCCGAUUUCACCCGGACCACAAGAAUCCAGUUUGCUUGACAGCCUUUGGACCGAACAUCAAUAUCGUGCGAGACCCUCGCUUUGGGCGCAAUUCUGAACUUGCAAGCGAGGAUCCCUUUCUCAGUGGCACUUAUGCAGUCCACAUGGUUUCUGGAAUGCAACAGCGCGAUGAGAACGGGUAUAAGAAGACAGCGGCAUACCUCAAACACUACACAGCAUAUUCGACAGAGGCAAACAGGGGCCAUGAUACGUACAACAUCUCCACCUAUGACUUCUUUGACACAUACUUAGCACAAUACAAACUGGCCUUUUCUGCCCAGCCGACAGGCGUGAUGUGUUCCUACAAUGCAGAGAAUGGGCGCCCAUCUUGUGCCAAUGACUUUAUCCUCAAUGAGCUUAGGAGCUGGAAUCCAGAUGCGCACGUCACAACAGACUGCGGAGCGGUGGGAAAUUUGAAAGGUCCUCCGGUAAAUGCACCAGAUGACGUGCAUGCUGCAGCAAUGGCUUUGAUGAAUGGAACUGACCUUGAGAUGGGAGACACAUUCUUCACAUCACUGUCCAAAGCCAUUGAUUUGGGCCUGGCAACGAAGGAAAGACUUGAAGAGGCCGUGCGGCGAUCAUUCAAAGUGCACUUCGAGGUUGGAAGAUUCGAUCCAGCCAAUGCAACCGCCUGGGCGCAGUAUGGUUUGUCGGAAGUGAACCAUACCUUUCACCAGAAGAUUUCAUACGAAGCUGCAUUGCAAGGCUUGGUUUUGUUAAAGAACAAUGGGGUCUUGCCGAUCGGUGAUGGCGCCAAUAUUGCUGUUGUGGGGCCACACUCAGUUUCACGCAGUGGAUUAUUCUCAGACUAUGCAGCAGGUAGUCACUGCUUUGAUGGUACUGAUGCUUGUGUACCCACCAUUGCAGAGGGAAUUGCAGCAGCAAGUCACGGAAAGGUCAUCAGCGCGAUGGGGGUUGAGAUUAAUAGUACGAAGACUGAUGCAAUCCCAGCGGCUCUAGAUGCCGUGCGUAAAUCGGAGCUUGUAGUUUUGGCUUUGGGCGAUGACAAGAGUAUUGAAACCGAAGGGAAGGACCGAGUUGAUACAGCACUUCCUGGCUUGCAGGAGGUCUUCGCAAAGAAGGUCCUCGCUGAGGGCAAGCCCACUGUGAUCGUUCUUGUGAGUGGUGGGCCCAUGGCCAUAGAUGCCUUGCUUGAAACCGCUACAGAUGCUCCAGCCGCUGUCGUCCAGGCCUUUUACCCAAGCCACAAAGGUGCCCAGGCACUAGGAAUGGCCUUGAUGGGUAAGGAAAACCGCUGGGGCAAGUUGCCUAUCACCAUGUACCCGCACAGCUAUAUCGCAGAACAGCCCAUGACCAACUAUGACAUGUCAGCCACCCCAGGUCGAACGUACAAGUACUACCAGGGCGAACCGCUUUUCCACUUUGGAUAUGGUCUUUCCUUAACUACUUUCCAGUUGAAUUGCUUUAAGGCUAAGGUACCUCAGACAGGACGAUUUCUUUUCAAGUGUCAGCUACGCAACACAGGGAAGUUGGAUGGAGAAGAAGUGGUGCAGCUCUACCAUUCAGCGGUUGAUAUAGGCAAGGUUGAUCAUCCGCUGCCCAAGCGCGCACUUCGAGAUUUCAAGCGUAUUGCAGUUCCUGCUGGCAAAACUGUGGAUGUGGACUUUACUGGCACCUUGGAUGUCCUUGGACUCAUCAACAAGCAAGGCCAGGAACAGAUUUAUCCAGGAGAGCAUGCUAUCAUUCUAUCUCGGGGGCAUGUCGAAGAUGAGCAGAAGUUCGUGAUCAACGUUCAAGGUGAGGAGAGGAUCAUCAUUUAG